Messenger RNA from Camellia sinensis, 252 nucleotides. The record is from RefSeq and is a predicted model, not a curated record. NCBI's taxonomy places the organism in Eukaryota, Viridiplantae, Streptophyta, Magnoliopsida, Ericales, Theaceae.
UAGUCCCAAGUCUUAUAUAUAAUACCCAUGUCUUAAUUCAGUUCUUCACACCCCACAACCCUCAACUCACUCUCAUUCCCAUUUCCUACACCAAUUCCCUCUCUCCUUUCUAUAGCCAAAAAGAGAAAUGGGUGUCACUACUUUCACCCAAGAAUUCACCACCUCAAUUGCACCCAACAGGAUGUUCAAGGCUUUGAUGCUUGACUCCCACAAUCUCAUCCCUAAGCUUCUCCCUCAAUCCAUCAAGAGCAU